UCCAGAGCUUUGCGCUUGGAACAGAAGGUUCCCUUUGGGCUGUGGAGGAGUAGAGGGCUUGUGCGUGACCUGUGAGAGAGAAAGGCUGUCCCGGACACCUGCGAAGGGCGAGGAAUUGCGGCUGGGAAGGGUCAGGUUGAAGCCGCACCAAAGGGGGAGGGGCGUCCUGAUGGUUGAGGACCGGCGGAGGCGGUGGGGGCAGAACCAACCCGAGUUCCUGCCCCACUUCCUAACCGGCUGUCCAUGGGCUGAGCAGUGCUGGAGAGGGUAGAAAAGGAAGGAAGCAGGACCUGCGCCCAGGGAGGCCCAGGCUCUGCUCCGAGGGCAGAUGGCGCAGGGGCUGGGUUGGCCCUAGGAGGAAGGAGAAGGGGACAGAGGCCGGCCGGCCGCGCCGGGCCUGCGCUCCUUGCAGUCUAAACAAAGGCCCGCGGGGGAGGCUCCAGACGGUGAGGCUUGGGGAAGCCGCUGAUCCCUGGCCCUAGAGGGCCAGAUCGGGGGCGCCCCAAGGACCCUAUCGAGCUGGCAGUGACUGCAGUCGGGUCGUGGAGUGUCGCCUGUGCUUCCGUGGUCCUUAGGGGCAAGAGCUCCCAUCCUGGUCAGAAACAGUGAGAACCGCAGGCUCCGAUGGGGGCGGGGAAGGACGACCUCUAAUUCCCUCCCCCCGUACGGAGCCCAGCAGAGCCAUCUGCAGGAGGCCGGCGGGACCCUUGCCUUUCUCAGGACUGAGAGGCUUGGAGGGCUGCGGUGUGAGCUGCGCGGCAGAGUGAGUUCUGCGGGGGCGAGGCAGGAGACGCGAACCCGCGGUCAGGGCCCGAGUGCGGGUGCGUGUCUGCGGGUGCCGCUGGGCUGCGUGCCGGCGAGGCGUGCGCGUGGCGAGGCGUGCGCGUGGCGGGGUGUGGCUGGGGUGUCAAUGUGCAGCUGGAGGGGCUGCGCGCGUGGGUGCAGGAGGGCCAUAUGAGGGGCUGGAGUGUGUGGGACAGGCGUUUCCUUGGGCCUUCCUGUGGCCGCGGGGCGCAGGGCACGGUCGAGGGCGCUCGAAGGCUGCGUCCGCGUGAGCCGAGGAGCGCGCGGGGCGGUACGCGGCGCGAAUGCGCGGGAGGCACGAGGCGCGCAGUGCGUGUGUGCGCGUGUGCGCGGCGCGCGUGCCCCGCAGUUCUCAAGGACACCUCGGGGAGGCGGCGGCGGGGCCGGUGUCCGGGUGACGUCACCGCGCGCCCCAGUGAUAAUCGCCCGGUGCUGGAGCGGAGCGCGGAUACGCGCGGAGGCAGCGGCGGCAGCGGCGGGCGCGGGGACAGUCGCAUCGGGGCCGGGCCGGGCGAGCAGGAGCUGGGCGCCCGCAGCGUGGACCCCGUGGACACUCGGCUCGCAGCCGGCCCGCGGCGCUCGGGGACUUGCCUGGCUCCCUUCUCGGGGUUCCCGCGCCCUUCUCCGCCCAGGGCAGCAGCGCGCGGGGCCCCCGGGAGCCGAAGAGCAGGCGGGAACUGGCGGCGGCGCGGGAGGCGCAGGGAGCGGAGGCGGCAGCGGCGGCUCCCGCCGGGACUGGUAAUUACGCUCGGGGCCGGGCCGGGGCGAACCGGGCAAGCGGCCUCUCUGGGUCUCCCAGUCUUUCUCUCCACGAACAGCUCGAGCGCCUUCUCGCGGGCCCGCUGCGCGCGGAGAGGACGAGCUCGCUGGGUUGUAAAAAGAGACGAGUUUUCAUCUUUGAGCAUCAAGAUUCGUUCUUUUAACCGCAUUCGGUGCGCGCUCCUGGGUCGGCACGGGCAGGGGGCACGGCAGGGAAGGCAGCUGCGGAGGAGCUCGCGCCGCCCAGUCGGAGCGGUUCUGCGCCCCUCGGAGCCCCGCGGGAGGCGGCCGGGUGCGCACGCGCUCACCACCCCCACCCCCGGAAUCGGUCUCCGCGAUUCCCGGGCACCCCAGCUCCAGGAACGCCCGGAGGGACGCACUUGGGGGCCCACUCUGCGCCGCGGAAAGGGGAGAAGUGUGGGCUCCUCCGAGUCGGGGGCGGACCGGGACCGCACAGUCCGCUGAGCGCAGCGCCCCCGCCCUGCCCGCCACGCGGCGAAGACGCCUGAGCGUUCGCGCCCCUCGGGCGAGGACCCCACGCAAGCCUGAGCCGGUCCCGGCCCCGGCCCCGACGCUCGCCGCCCGCCACAGCCCUGAGGGCCCCUCUGCGUGUUCACAGCGGACCUUGAUUUAAUGUCUAUACAAUUAAGGCACGCGGUGAAUGCCAAGAGAGGCGCCUCCGCCGCUCCUUUCUCAUGGAAAUGGCCCGCGAGCCCGUCCGGCCCAGCGCCCCUCCCGCGGGAGGAAGGCGAGCCCGGCCCCCGGCGGCCAUUCGCGCCGCGGACAAAUCCGGCGAACAAUGCGCCCGCCCAGAGGGCGGCCCAGCUGCCGGGCCAGGGAUCUGGCCGCGGGACACAAAGGGGCCCGCACGCCUCCGGCGUCGCGGGGCGGGUGGGGGCGGCCGAGGGCGGCCGAGGGGGGAGCCUGUGGCCCGGGCCAGGCUGCGGCCAGCCGGCCCCCGGCCACGUGUGUCCGCAGCGCGGAGGGCCCAGGCGCCCGCAGAGGGCGGCGGGGGCCGGGAGACAAAGGGAGGGUCCGCGGGGAGCGGCGGGCGGGUGCGCGGGGCGGCGGGCUGGGGUGCGGCGCUGUCCGCGGUGCUGGCGGCCGGGCGGCCCCCGCGGGACGGGAGCGCGGCCAAGUGCGGCCCUGGCCCCCACCGCGGGCGCCCUGGACAGUUGCCACGGCAACGUGGGAGGAGGUGGGGCAGGGUCUGAGGUCACCGCUCAGUCUGCCCUUCCUCAGGCCGCUGCGCCGCGGGGCGGGGCGGGGCGGGGCGGGGGCGGCGCUCGCUGUGGCCCCGGAGCAGCCGCGGGAGCAGCCCCCGCAGCCCAGGACCAGGCUCGCAUGGGGGCGGCGGUCUGCGUCCGCGUCCAGGGUCCGAACGAGGGCGGUGGACACGCCGGACCGCAUCCCGCCCCCAAAGCCCGCUCUGGGUUGUGCAGGACCAGGCACGUGAGACUCCGCAGCCCAGGGAGAAAAUGACAAAUCCCUCCCCCGCCGCCAUCUGCAGCCGCAGUGACACCCACUCGGGUUUGCUGCAGGGUUUUUUUUUCUGUCCCCGGAAGCCAGCGCCACCUGCUGACGCCCGGCACCGCCUCUGCGCCGCCUCCCCCGCGCGCAUCCCAGGCCCCGGCUGCGAUGCCCCGGGGACGGUCAGAGGACGACCCCCUCCCCAAGCGCCCCCUUCCCCUGGGGCGAGUGCCAGACCUGGCUCUGCAGCUUUGCCUCUUUUCUCUUAACCAGGUAGAGGCUUAGCCUCUCCUCCCCGGCUUCAAUCCGAGGCAGGAGUCUUGAGUCGCCUGAAGUUCUCCCAGCCCCAGGCCCAAGGCAGGGAGCAGAAAUCAGGAUAAAAGGAACCAUUUGAGUUUCAGGCAGUUGGCGUCUCCACCCCCACCACCGCUGCUGCAGGGCCACAAAGGGAACCUGCCCCUGUGGCUCUCCUGAGCACAGACCUCCAGCCCCUCCACCCAAGUUGCUCGCUGCAGACACAAGCGGGAGCCACUGGUGCCUCCAUCUUCCCACCCCCACCCCAAUCAGCCAGGCAGAGUCAAGGCAGGGUCCACCAGUCUCCUCAGGGGCAGGUUCCCCUUGGAGGGUGCAGAAGUGGCAUAGGCAGCCCCAGCAAGCCCUGGCCUGACCACAGCACCGACCCGGGGGCUUGGCGUCCCCUUCGUCCUUCCUCCGGCUGAGGGGACAGGCAGCACCCCCCGGGGCACUUCUGGUCCUAGAGAAGGAGUAGGGGCCCCAGGGUCAUUCCAGGACAAUACCAAAGGGACUGGUGGGAGUGGGGUGUUCCUUCGGGGUACAAGAUGUGGCCCUAGCCUAGCUGGAGCUUCGUCUUGGAGCUCUGACCUCCAGCCUGACCCCUCCCUUAGAGGGAAGGUGGCCCCUGGCUGCUCCCUCCUCUGAGGCCAGGGAUGGGGGCUGGGGCUUUGUUCUUGUACCACUUUCCUUCCCGGGGACUUGGCUCCUGGCCAAGGAGCACCUUCCAUGUCAGCAGCCUGGGGAAGGGGACACUUAAGAGCUGGUGGGAGCACAGGGAUAAACUGCCCUUGGCACUGUCCCUAGGCAGUCAGUCUCUGUGGGGUCUCCUAGGAAGAGCUUCCUGGACUGCCACGGUCCGACGCCUGCCCCCAGCGGUGCACGUGGGCCCCAGCCCCCAGGGCAGACUUGUGGUUUCUGGGCUGCAGCUCAGGGGGGACACGGGAAGGUGGGCAGCCCAGUAGGUACGGGGCCCACAGUGGGAAGCUCACUACGCAGGACCUGCAGAGCUGAGUGCGCACCUCCUUGGGCCAGGCCUUACCGUGGCUGUGGCACGUCUGCCGCAGUGCGGGGAGGGCCCCAAGUGCCACAGGGUCCACUCGGACUCUCAGUGAGAGGCCCUUGGGGCAGGGGCCACCAUCACCAUGCUCUGCAGCCAACAGGGACGGCCCUGCGUGUCCAGCUCAGCCUCUCCUCCUCCUGCUCACACCCGCAGCCACAGUCACAGACAUGCUCACACAGUCUCACCUCCCACGCACACAGACACUGCCCGCCUCCACUCAGGAAGAGCUGGGCACAUACCCCCGACUGAAUCCUAAGCACCCAGCUGACAUUCAGCACCCAGCCUGCAUUGGGUCGGCUGUCAGGCAGUGGGCCUGGUGGACAGCAAACUUGAGUCAAGGGUUUGGGACACCCCCUGGCCAGACCAUGGCACCCAGCAAGGCCAGCUCAGGGCUGUGCAGCACGGCCCUCCCCAGUGUGGGGCCAGAAGAAGAUACUCCUUCCCUGGCCCGAAGAUUUUUAUUCUGAAUAAAACCUAAUAAAGCUGCUAAAGCUGAAGCCACAGGCCCCACACUCCCCUCUGAAAUUCCUCCGAAUCCCUUCUGUCUAUGGGCAGCAGAGGUGGGAGGAGCUACAGGGGCCAGGUCACAAUCAGCAGGGCCAGGGCAGCCAGUCCCUCCAUUCUGCAGACCCUGGGCUCCACCCUGAUCUCACCUCCAGGCAGGGCUCCCUGUGUGGCCUUUGGCCAGGAGCCCCUACCCUCCUUCCCCUCAAGUCCAAGCCCCCUGGCAGGUCUCUGGUCAGGGCAGAGAUUAGGAGCUGGCUCCCAGCCUCUCUGCCCCGGCUGCCUCCUGGCCGUGCCCAUAAGCCGGGCUCCUGGCAGUGAUGAUCCCAGAGCUCAGACCCUCACAGCCCAGACUUCACCCCUGUUGCCCAGACCAGCUGCCGUUUCGGGGCUGUGGGUGCCAGGAACAGUUGGCAGCUGGGUGGGGUGGGGCACAGGGGACAAUGUUUGGGAAUGAAUUAAAAACUAAAAAAUAA
Messenger RNA from Macaca mulatta (Rhesus monkey), 5367 nucleotides. NCBI's taxonomy places the organism in Eukaryota, Metazoa, Chordata, Mammalia, Primates, Cercopithecidae. The record is from RefSeq and is a predicted model, not a curated record.